Messenger RNA from Gymnodraco acuticeps, 2697 nucleotides. Its product is annotated as gamma-aminobutyric acid receptor subunit beta-3-like. Gene Ontology annotation, biological process: chemical synaptic transmission; regulation of membrane potential; nervous system process. Gene Ontology annotation, cellular component: GABA-A receptor complex; membrane; neuron projection. Gene Ontology annotation, molecular function: extracellular ligand-gated monoatomic ion channel activity; GABA-A receptor activity; neurotransmitter receptor activity. Lineage: Eukaryota; Metazoa; Chordata; Actinopteri; Perciformes; Bathydraconidae. The record is from RefSeq and is a predicted model, not a curated record.
GACUACACGCUGACGAUGUACUUCCAGCAGUACUGGAGGGAUAAGAGGCUGGCGUACCUGGGCAUCCCUCUGAACCUGACGCUGGACAACCGAGUGGCCGACCAGCUGUGGGUCCCCGACACCUACUUCCUCAACGACAAGAAGUCCUUCGUCCACGGAGUCACCGUCAAGAACCGGAUGAUCCGGCUGCACCCGGACGGCACCGUACUGUACGGCCUCCGAAUCACGACGACGGCCGCCUGCAUGAUGGAUCUGAGGCGAUACCCGCUGGACGAGCAGAACUGCACUCUGGAAAUUGAGAGUUAUGGUUACACUACAGAUGAUAUCGAGUUUUACUGGAAAGGAGGAGACAUCGCAGUGACCGGAGUGACUCGAAUCGAGCUCCCUCAGUUCUCCAUCGUCGACUACAAGCUGGUGUCCAGGAACGUCGUCUUCUCCACAGGUGCCUACCCUCGACUGUCUCUGAGCUUCAAGCUGAAGAGAAACAUCGGUUACUUCAUCCUGCAGACCUACAUGCCCUCCAUCCUCAUCACCAUCCUGUCCUGGGUGUCCUUCUGGAUAAAUUACGAUGCCUCGGCUGCCAGAGUUGCAUUAGGGAUCACCACUGUCCUGACCAUGACUACCAUCAACACCCAUCUGAGAGAGACUCUUCCCAAGAUCCCGUACGUGAAAGCCAUAGACAUGUACCUGAUGGGCUGCUUCGUGUUCGUCUUCCUCGCUCUGCUGGAAUAUGCCUUCGUGAACUACAUCUUCUUUGGAAGAGGCCCUCAGAUGCAGAAGAGGCUGGCGGAGAGGGCGCAGAAGGCCAACAAUGAUCGGGAGAAUUUAGACAGACCCAGGUCCCUUCUGGAAGGAGGCAAUUGCAAGUCUUCGUCUGUAAAACAGUCCAAUCAGGUUCACGGGCGGCGCCCCUCACGCAGGGUCGACUCCCAGGGGAACAUUUUACUGACAACCUUGGAGAUCCACAACGAGGUGGGAGGGAAUGAGAUCACCACCAGGGUGUGCGAGACCCACAAGUCUUCCUCCAUGGUGUUCGACAACUCUGGAGUCCAGAACAGGAAGCCGAGCGAACCGUGCUCCAGCCUGGAGAGGAACGUACAUUCGAGGAGAACGCGUCUGCAGAGAAGAACCUCUCAGCUCAAAAUCAAAAUCCCAGACCUGACGGAUGUGAACGCUAUCGACAGAAUGUCACGGAUAAUAUUCCCCUUCAGCUUCUCCCUCUUCAACGUCAUCUACUGGCUUUACUAUGUCAACUAAUGCACUGGUGUUUUGUUUUUUUAAACACACGUCUGUGUCAUUUCUUUAUGUGAAGAACAUAAUAUUACACUUUUUUUUAUCAUAGCGAGACUUUGAUGAAAGAGACAGAUUCACAGUCACAAGGAUUUAACUACAGAAGAUGUAUUUUACAAAGACUUUACUGAACUGUAUCUCUGCUCUAUGAAGAGCUGGGACAUUGUAUGUCUUUGCGGUAUUAUUUAUGAGAGAGAAUGUACUGCUUAUACUUACUGCUUUAGGUUAUGGGUCGCUGUAAUUCAAUGUUUUGCUAAUGGAUAAGACAGCUGACGAAGACUCUAAUCAUUAUGCUACUCUUAUUACAGUCGCCUGUCAAUCUGCACAAGGACAAAUAUUAUCAUGUAAGCAUAGACUCUGAGUUAUGGAAUGAUUUGCAACGAAACUAGAUUGAACGUUCAACAUUUUGGGAAAUUUUGAGAGAAUGGUAGCAAUUUUCUUGAUCUGCCUCCACCUAUUAUCCCCCCCUACAAAAAUACCUCAUCAUGUUAAAUUACAGAAAAGGAGGUCUAAUGCCAGCAGUCAAUUAGCUGAGUUUAGCCUAGCAUAAAAAGUGAAGGCAAGGGAAAACAUUUUAGCGUAUUCCCUAAAAUGUUGAAGUCUUACUUUAAUUCGUUUUGGAGUCAUUGACUGUUUUCAGGUUCUUUUGUAGUGGAUACCGGCACUGCUGAGUCUUUGCUCCAGUCGGGGUUAAACACUGAGUUCAGUUGUCCAACAGUAACUUUGAUUUCAAAGCGGAUGAAAUCCAUACCAGCAUUUUAUAAACGUCUCCUCCUUGUUGAGGUGUUGUUCUGUCAUCCACAGCCAAUAUCGAAGGGAUUAUUUUUGACAUUUUUGGAAAUAUUCUUCACUGCGUUCUUACGAUGAAUUUCAAAGUCAGUUAGCUUUUUUCUUAGCUUAGCAUAAAGGUUGGAAACAAGGGGAAAGAUAUAGCCAGUUUAUGGCCUAAUAAAACAUUUAAAGCUAACUUUCAACCUUUUUAAUCCCAUUUGGUAAACUCAUAUAUAAACACAAAUGUAAAACGUGCAAUAGCUAUUUCUUGGCCGAACAAAGAGAUUUCCAGUACAUGUCCUUUUUAGCACUUCUACGAUUUGGGAAUUGGCACAGAGCCAGGCUAGCUGUUUCCCUCUGUUUACAGUGUUUAUGCUAAACUAAGCAAAUCUGCUGCUGGUUGUAGCCAUAGAUCAGGGUUGCCAACUCUCACGCAUCUGACGUGUGACACACGCUUUCACUCUCAAUCUCACGCUCUCACGCUGCCCAAACUAUUCUCACGCCAAAACAAGAAUACCGAAGACUAGAAACGGUUUUGAAAACUUUUGUCACGUAGUGAUCGUCUUCUUAAUAGAACAUCUUUGAUCAUGUCUUCUGGUCAAUCAGAAUCACGAUAACGGCGUGGUGUUGUUGCAG